Molecule: messenger RNA, 1934 nt
Organism: Triticum aestivum (bread wheat)
Lineage: Eukaryota; Viridiplantae; Streptophyta; Magnoliopsida; Poales; Poaceae
Exons: 3
Coding region: 1365-1748 (127 amino acids)
Source: RefSeq, a predicted model, not a curated record
CUGGACGGAGCGAGCGGGCUUUUCGGCCCGCUCGUGGCCCGUUCGGGACCGGACCGUUCGGUCCUGGCCCGUUGAAGAAAUUAGCCGGUCCGGUUACAGAAUUUGGGCCCGAUAUUUUGUCGGUCCGGUCCGGUCUUUGACCGAGCCGACCGAGCGGACCGAAGCGCGCUGCAGGCCGUUCCUUGUCAUCGCGGCCACCACACGCUCUGGCCGGCGAGAUCCGCGCGCUGGGUGACCGACGACCACGCCCCGCCUUCCCUCUCCCGCGUGGGCGCGCCCCUCCUUGAUUUGUUUCCGUUUAUUGAGUCGAACAAAGAAGAGAACUCAAGUCGCGCGUGAGGUAGAAGAGAACAGAAAAUAGAAAGAACACGCCAUCACACCCUUAAUUAUCUGAGAGUCACACAGGGGCAAGAGGCAGUCACGCCCUACCGUUUGGUUUUUCCUUUUAAUCAAUCGACAGAAAAUAUAUAGAGAGAAUGAGAUCAACAUGAUUCGAUCCGAUAAUUUAGGCGCUUCCCACGACAACUCCUCGCUGUUGUUCCUUUUAUUUGCAAGUAAUUAGUAAUGAGAGAAAUAAGUUCGAUCGGAUAAUCAGGCGCCAUCCCAUGACGCAGUUUCCUCUUAUUCAGACGAACAUGCAAAAAAUAGAAGGAACAAGAGAGAAAAAAUGGUUGGAUCCGACAAUCACGGUGUCAUCCCACGAUUAUCUUCACGUCAGAAUUAAUCCACCAAUCACGGCAAGGCUCAUAUAAGGAAAAUCAUGGGCCCAUGCACGCGCUAAAUCACUUGCAUGCAACGGAAAAAACUGCUAAAGAUAUACUUGCGGACGCUCGAUACUAACCGUCGCGCCGCCCCCUCUCCCCCGCGCGGCCGCGCCGCUCCCUCUCUCUCUCUCUCUCUUGUGCCUCUCCUUCACACCGCCGCGCCGUCAACAGGUGCGUCUUCUCCGGCUCCGGCCACCGUGCUGCUUCUCCGACACCUCUCCGACAUCCUAGGCCCACAUGCAGUGACUGGACGUCGCCGGGACCGUGAGGACCGCCGGUCCGCACCGAGCUUCUCGUCCGCCGGUCCGGUCCCUGAAAUCUGGACCGCUGCCCUGAUCGGUCCGGUCCGGACCGGACCGCCGGCAGCCGGUCCAAUCGACGGCUCGGACCGGGACCGGACCGGCCCGGACCGUGUCCACCCUGAGCGACUACUACCAUCCUGAGGUGGAGCCACUCGUUUGGCAGGCCAUCCUGUCAAAAUCCGAGGAAGAGGUCUACCUCCGCAACAUCGGUGGCGCCUGCCUCCGCGCCAACGGGAGGUUCUGGAACACUGACGCCACCAUCGACUACAUUGAGGACCUCGACAACAUCAGCAGGAAGAUGCUCUGGGUUGUGGAGCAAAUCCCCGCCAGGGAGGUCAUGCCUCCCCUUCCACGUCCGAUUGGGCUUCCCCACCCAAUGUUGCGGUCGCGGAUGAUCAUGUACAUGUGGCGGAACAUCCUCGGGGGCCUCAUCACCUGCGGCUCGUUCGUGUUCUGGGGGAGGUCCGUGUUCCGCCUGAGGAAUCAGCUGGUCAGGCGGCUGCGCCCCAUGAUAGACUUGGACGACCCCGAGCUCGUCAUGGGCCUCCCCACACGUGAUGGCCGGAUGUUUCCACUCGUCGUCGACCUGCCCAGUAGCGGCCAUACCCUCCACAUCUUCCUCACCAUCGCCGGGACGCCUGCCCACGAGGAGCUGCGGUAUGCGGAUGUCGAUGCAGAGUAGAGAGAUGCCCCUAGAAGUCGCCUUCCUGUCCACCUCUUCAGAAGUGUCGCCGCCUCGGGCACGACGACAUAAGAGCCCAGUUCCUUUCAUAGAGAUAUGGGUUCAGGAAAACCCAGCAGUUCAUGUGUUCCUGCUACUUAAACUUGGUUUGUUCUCCUGACAGUAGGAAACCUAUUUGCUUUGCCA